CUUGCUCUGGUCUCUAAAACAAAUAAUCUACCAUCUCUCUUUCUCUCUCUCCCUCUUUUCUCCCCUCCUGAUCAUCUUCAUUAAGGUAAAGCAAAUGUCACGCGUAUAUAUAUGGUCUUCGUUUGUUACUACAUUGUUCAUAGAAUGGUGUGUGGAUCUUCUCAUUUCUUAUGUUGUUUAUAAUUAACCUACUUUUUAUUUGAAUAACAUAAACAGGAGAGAUAAAAUGGAGGAGCCGAAAUGGUUGGAAGCUCUCUUAAGAACAAACUAUUUCACCAUUUGCCCACGACACUGCGAGACACCGCGAAAUGAAUGCAACAUGUUCUGUCUCUCAUGUCAAAACGCUGCGUUUUGCAUCUACUGCCGAACCUCCCUCCACAUUGAUCAUCCCGUCCUUCAGAUAAGAAGAUCGUCGUAUCAUAAUGUGGUUAGAGUAUCGGAGAUAGAGAAUGUAUUAGACAUAAGAGGAGUGCAAACUUAUGUCAUCAAUAGCGCGAGGGUUCUUUUCUUAAACGAAAGACCUCAGCCUAAGAACUCUUCUCAUGGCGCCACGUCAUCUACCACCAAAACCAUUUCCUACUUCUGCGAGACUUGUUGCAGAACGCUUCUUGAUCCAGUUCGCUUCUGUUCCUUGGGUUGCAAGGCUGAAGGAAUCAGGAAGAAUAAGGAAGAGGAAGAAGAGAGAUUGCGUAAAGAAAGACAACAAGAAACGCACAAAGGCACGCAUCCUCCAACUCGUACUUCUAAUUCUAGGCGACGUAAAGGCACUCCUCAUAGAGCUCCCUUUGCCUCCUAA
This is a messenger RNA of Eruca vesicaria subsp. sativa (arugula), 796 nucleotides long. The record is from the annotation of a GenBank genome assembly. Lineage: Eukaryota; Viridiplantae; Streptophyta; Magnoliopsida; Brassicales; Brassicaceae.